Striga asiatica is the source of this 1149-nucleotide messenger RNA. NCBI's taxonomy places the organism in Eukaryota, Viridiplantae, Streptophyta, Magnoliopsida, Lamiales, Orobanchaceae. The record is from the annotation of a GenBank genome assembly.
AUGUCUUUAAGGAGCUCUAAAGCUUCUCUGAGCUCUCCUUCGGUGCAGAGGCAGUCGAUCACUGAACUUGCUGCUCGAGCACAAGCCCUGUAUAAGAGAGUUGAAAGUGGUUACGUCAGGAAUAAUACCGCGGCCCGUGAGAGAUCGAGCGAGCUCGGUGGCUUCCUGGACUCGAUUCUCCGUACACAAAGUGCUGAUUAUGGAAUUCCUCGUGAAAGCAUCUGCUCAAGCACUUCCAUGGCUUCCUUGACUCGGCUCGAUUUACAAAGGCCGGACACAACAGUGUUGUACGUGAACACUAUUGAACGUGAGCUGAUCGGGACAGAAGCCCUCUUUCACCAUUUCUUGCACGAAAACCAGAGCCUCCUCGACACGGCCCGCUUUGCAGAAUCCACUUAUCAACACAUUUACAGUCACAUUAGUCCAAGGGCACUUGGCUGCGGCCAUUUGCUCCCAAACCCUCAAAGCUCCACUAAAGUUACCUUCUUGGAUGUUUUCUCAUCCGGGCUCAGCCCGUAUUUGGGCAUCUCCUCCAUUAACAGGAUUGCAGGCCUUAUCUGGUGGGCCUUGCACAACCCCUUUAUCAGUAUGUUGAAAGUCGAGACGUCGGGCAAAACGCCUUCUCUCAGCAUUUUGGAGUGCAGGUUCUCGACGAGUAUGAGUUUGUUCCCGUCAACGAGAAGAUUCAGCAGGAAGUUAUACGUGUGGGUCGUGGGCUCCACCUGGAACUCAUCCCGCAUCGAAUCGAGAACACCCACUGCCUCGUCAUACAUCUCGAAUUUCGCGCAACUAUCGAUCACGAUAAAGAAAGUACCUUCAUCGAGUUCAACACCCGAAAGCUUCAUAUGCUCCAGAACCCACCGUAUGUUUUUGAACGAUCCCGCAGUCCCGAGCUUCUGGAUGAUUUCUUGGUAUAUAGCGAGAGUGGGCUUGAAAUUGGGCUGCCGUGAGGCCCACUUGAAGAGUUUCAGUGCCGAGGUCCCGUCCUCUUCACGACGGAGGGUUUCGAGAAGCUGCCAUGGGCUGAAGUCCGGGGAAAGUUGUAUGCUUGAAGUGCCUGAGGAGACGGCGGCUGAGAGUGCCCGUGGAUUUUCUGAGCUAAUAAGUGGGAAAUUAGAUGAAUUUACUCUUUCGGGCUUUGAGGCCUGA